AUGACCGACGUAAUUCCUAUCUCGAGCAGGUCUGUCGCGCUGAACAGCAAGCGUUCAAACGUCAGAGUGACAGAGAUACCCUCAACUGUCGACGAGCUCAUCAGAUUAAGAGCUACUCAGCAGGGCAAAGAUGUCCCAAUCAUUGCCUACCCCGAGCAAGGCACGGCUUACAUCAAUUAUACCCCUUUUGAGCUUGAUCAACUCGUCCAAAAGGCCGCGUCACUCUAUGCCUCCGCAAUCCCACAGAGAACUACAUCGGAUGAUCCUGUGCAGGUCAUUGGACUUUUGGGACCUUCAGACAUCAGCUAUCUGGUAGCCUUCCUAGCCAUCUCUCGCUUAGGACACUCGGUAUUGUUGCUUUCGACGAGAAUCACCGACGAGGCUCAUGAGUCUCUUCUUCGGACAACCAAAGCUACAGCACUUCUGUACAACGAAGCCUUCGGAACCACCGCGUCAACGCAAGCAGCACAGAAUACCUAUCUCCGCACCAUCAAGAUCUGUGACGUCAAGCUGCUGCCGGCGACUGGCAACCUCAAACCUGCGAAAUUGGAUAUGACUAGAGAAAGCCUGAACAUAUCCUUCAUCAUACACUCCAGUGGCUCAACAGGCCUGCCGAAGCCCAUCUUCCAGACACACAAGGCUUCAUUAUACGCGUAUUCGCAACACUUUAACAGAGUUGGUCACAUCACCCUGCCGCUCUACCACAAUCAUGGCAUUUGCUGUCUUUUCCGAGCCAUCUGGGCUGGCAAGAAGAUCUACAUAUACAACGCCGACCUACCCCUCACAUCCCAGCAUCUACUUGCAACCCUCAGGGAGCACCUCGAAAUCAAGAUACUCUAUGCGGUUCCAUAUGCCUUAAAGCUUCUCAGCGAGACCGACGAAGGUCUGAGACUGCUCAGCAACCUUGACAUCGUGAUGUUUGGCGGAUCAGCAUGCCCCAAGCCUAUUGGCGACAGGCUUGUUCAGUCAGGCGUAAAUCUUGUUGGACACUACGGUGCUACAGAACUUGGUCAGCUCAUGACAUCCUUCCGCGAACACAAGGAAGACAAAGGAUGGGACUGGCUCCGGGUUGGUCCCAAUCUGGAGCCAUAUCUCAGGAUGGAAAGCAGAGGUCCCAAUCUCUUCGAGUUGUGCGUCACCGAGGGCUGGCCUUCGAAGGUGGCGACAAACUGCGAGGAUGGAUCAUAUGCAACCAAAGAUCUGUUUGAACCUCACCCAACAAUUCCAAAUGCUUGGCGGUACUAUGCUCGUCUUGACGAUACAUUAGUCCUGGAAAACGGCGAGAAGGCCAAUCCAUUGAUUGCUGAGGGAGUUAUUCGUCAGAGCCAGCAUGUUGCGGAGGCCGUCGUUUUCGGUGCGAACAAGUCGCAGCUCGGUGCCUUUGUCAUCCCAUCAGAGGCAGCGGUACUGACAGAAGAGGCUCUUUUGGACGCAAUCAUGGGGUAUAUUAACGAAGCGAAUCAAGUCGCACCUUCAUUCGCUCAGCUUUCGCGCGAGAUGAUCCGGAUUCUGCCGUGCGACACCGACUACAGGAAGACUGAUAAGGGCACUGUCAUUCGUGCUGCUUUCUAUCGCGAUUUUUCAGAGCAGAUUGAGGCCGCAUACGCUGAUGAGCAGUCUGGAUCACUUGUGCUAUCAAAGACUCAGUUGCUCGAGUUUCUCCGUCUGGAGUUCUUGCAGAAGAUCACACGGAAGGAAGGUACAAGCUUCGACGAACACACCGACCUCUUCAGCUUAGGCGUCGAUUCUCUUCAAGCGAUUCGGGUGCGAGGAAAUAUAAUCAAGACACUGAAGGUGGAAGCAAAAGAUAUCGGCAGGAACUUUGUCUUCGACUUUCCGACCCUGGAUGAGAUAGCCAACGAGAUCCUACGGCUUCAGCAGGGUGUACCAAAACAGGUGAAGUUGAGUGUUGAGGAACGGAUGGCAGCUAUGGUCGAGAAGUAUGCCGAGUUUGAGCAGCAUCAAACCGUCAACAAGCUAGCUGACGGCGCCUACAUCGUUGUUACUGGUGCAACAGGAUCGUUGGGUGCACAUGCUGUUGCGAUUCUGGCAGCGCAAUCAACCACGAAGAAGAUAUUUUGUCUUGUGAGGGCCAAGGAUUCCAAAGACGCCAACUCGAGGGUGCGACAAUCUUUGUGCGAGCGUCGUCUAUUACAUACUCUAUCUGCGGCUGCCAGAUCGAAGAUCACGGCUUAUCCCUCUGACUUUGCGGAUGAGAAUCUCGGUCUGCACCCUUCGGAGUAUGAGAGAAUCUCGGAAGGUAUCACCCAUCUUCUCCACCUAGCCUGGUCUGUGAACUUCAACAAGAGCAUCGAGAGCUUCGAAGUUGACUGCAUUCGGGGAAUGCGCAACUUGACAAGACUCUGCUUGCAAGCUAGAAGGCCUCAGCCUGCAACCUUCAAUUUCUGCUCUUCCGUCAGCGCUACGGCCCGCACACCCGGUACCAUCGUCCCCGAAAGCAUUCCUGCAUCUUUCGAGUAUGCACAAGGCAUGGGCUAUGCUCAGUCAAAAUUGGUUGCCGAGAAUUUGUGUCAUCGUGCUGCUAAGCAGACCAACAUGAGAUGCCGCAUUCUUCGAGUAGGCCAGAUUGUUGGCGAUACCCAACACGGCGUUUGGAACGAAACUGAGGCAAUCCCUCUAAUCUUCCAGUCAGCAAAAUCGACCGGUACAUUGCCUGCACUUGAUGAGAGUCCAGCAUGGCUUCCAGUCGAUCUUGUCGCAAAUGCUUGUGCCGAGAUCACUCUCAGUGGUGCAGAGAGUGGCGUCAUGAACGUUGUCAAUCACAACUCUUUCCACUGGACAAGAGACCUGCUUCCUCUGCUGCUUAGAGCGGGUCUGUCCUUCGAGGCCGUCAACCAACGUGAGUGGAUCAAGCGACUUCGCGCAUCGAACCCUGAUCCCAGGGAGAACCCAUCAAUCAAGCUCGUAGACUUCUUUGCCAGCAAAUACGAUAACGACGACCCGCGAAAGUCCUUGACCUUUGCAUCGGAAAAUGCUCGGCGUCACUCUCCGUCUCUUGCCAAAGCUGGUAUCAUCAAUGUCGAUAUCAUGCAGAAGAUUGUGAGCUACCUCGAUACCAAGUACACACCGUGUGUCGAAAGCGCUUCUCUGGGAACUGCAUAUAUCAUCGGAGGUCCUUGUGGCACCGGCAAGUCCUCGCUGGCUGGAAAACUUUCCAAGGAAAUGUCUCUGCCGGUCAUCGAGGGCGACGAGCUUCACUCUAUCGCAGCUCGUGCUCAGAUGGGCAACAAGAUUGCUCUGGAAGAUGUAGAGCGAAUGAAGUGGUUGUCUCACCUGCGCGGAGCUGUUAUGUGUUCUUUAACCACUUUCAGAGCACCGGCAGUGAUUGUCACUUGUUCAGCAUUGAAAGCAGUCUAUCGCGAUGAGCUCAGAAGACUCAAUGAGCUUGCAGGUAUAAAGACAGUAUUCCUGCUCCUGGCUACCAACAACAAAGACACACUCAAGAGCCGGUUGAGUAAGAGAGAGGGCCACUACAUGGAUUCGUGCAUGGUCGAUGCACAGAUGGCACUGUUCGAAGAAGUGCAGGAGUAUGAAGUCGAUUGCGUACAGCUUGAUGCUAUGAGGGACUUGGACGACGUCGUCUCCGAGGCUUUGUCUCUCAAGGAUGUGAUGCUCAAAUAG
This is a messenger RNA of Aureobasidium subglaciale EXF-2481, 3642 nucleotides long. RefSeq lists its product as uncharacterized. The record is from RefSeq and is a predicted model, not a curated record. Gene Ontology annotation, biological process: carbohydrate metabolic process. The transcript has 3 exons. Gene Ontology annotation, molecular function: kinase activity. Lineage: Eukaryota; Fungi; Ascomycota; Dothideomycetes; Dothideales; Saccotheciaceae. Bases 1 to 3642 code for a protein of 1213 amino acids.